This is a messenger RNA of Helicoverpa zea (corn earworm), 544 nucleotides long. RefSeq lists its product as uncharacterized. NCBI's taxonomy places the organism in Eukaryota, Metazoa, Arthropoda, Insecta, Lepidoptera, Noctuidae. The transcript has a single exon. The record is from RefSeq and is a predicted model, not a curated record. Bases 67 to 426 code for a protein of 119 amino acids.
ACGAGCUCGCAGGACCCAACAGUCUAAAACUGGCCAGCGUUCGUUCAGCACAUUAAUAGUACAAAAAUGUAUACAAAUAUGUGCGUGAAGAUCGCCGUGUGCCUGGCACUAGUCGUGAGCAUAGACAGUCACGUCCUCAAACAUCAUGAAGUGCCUUUAUCACCGGAGGGCAUGGUCGUGGAGAUCACAGUGAAGAAUAAGGGUAACGAACACCCAGUGUCUUCAAUGAAGAUUGACAUCGACGGGAAAGACAAGAAAAUUUUGUUGUCUUUGGGAGAGCCAAGUGAGAGCGUGCCUAAAGCAGUUGGAGAAGCCACAUCAGACGUGGUGCCGACCAUCGAGACGAGGAACAACAUCCGAGUGGGCUCCUGUCCUAGCGGCUACACGAGACGAGGAGGAUUCUGCUUCCCCGAUGAUGAUUAUUAGGUGAAAGAGUAUCGACCAACCUGUGAAACUUUUUAACGUUCAUAUAUUUUACAAGACUGCACGUGACAUUUUUAAUGAGUGUUAUUUAAUAUUUAUUAAACGUGUUUUAGUUGUUAAA